Durusdinium trenchii is the source of this 1662-nucleotide messenger RNA. NCBI's taxonomy places the organism in Eukaryota, Dinophyceae, Suessiales, Symbiodiniaceae. The record is from the annotation of a GenBank genome assembly.
AUGCCUUCGAAACCAGAGAUUUCCCAACCUGAUUCGAUACGGGGCGAUGUGACGUUGGACCCUUUCCAAUUGGAUUCCUUGCGCCCUUUGUUGGAGGAACAUGAGCUCCAGAUCAAGGCUCAUUUCGAUGAGAAGAUGGAGCAGCUUUCGAGGAUGCUGAGCCACAGCUUUGGCAUCCUGGUGGGGUCGGGCGGACGCGCACGUCCGGACUUCGACCACGACCUCCCGGUGCACCGCGUCGCGUCGUCGGGGCCGUCGGGCCGGCGCACGUCCACCGGUGGCGCCCUGAGCGUCUCGUUGGGACCCGAAGCCGAGCUUGGGCUGAAGGCAGGCGUGGCACCUCAUUUGGUUCAACUCAUCGAGAGAGUAAAGGCCAGUCAUGAGGUCAAAGCUCCCAUUUUCUCCAGCACUCGGUCUUUGUCGAGAAGGAAUGCCGUAGAGUUGUGCCGUUCCUUUAUGGGACUUUAUGAGUAUUUGGUGGAUUUCAUGGUGCUGGUCUAUGCACUUUGCUUAGGUGCUGAGAUCCACUACACGAGUCUCAAUCGAUCCGAGCCAGCGUGGGUUCGGCCGAUGGAAAUUGGCUUUUGCGUCAUGUUCGGUGUGGAUUUGCUGAUUCGGUUUUGCCUUGAAGGACGACUCUUCUUCAUGGGAAGCCGACGUUGGUGGAAUUUGCUGGAUACGCUCUCCCUCACGAUGCUCAUCGUGGCCUUGCUCGAAGGUUCACGGACCUUGGGGAACUUAUCAGCCUUCGUUCGGGUGGGACGAAUCCUUCGACUGGCACGUUGCUUGUGGACCUUUAAGAAUGCCUUGGCCAAGUGGACUCAUCUUAGACAGCUCCGUGUGCUGAUCACCUCCAUGACAGAAAGUACCAAAAUCAUGAUUUGGCUGGUCUUGCUGGUGCUCAGCUUCAACUAUGUCUAUGGCUUAGUCCUCACUGAAAGCAUCUGGACAAGCUGCCCCAACGUUCACACGCCCGUGUUGUGCGAGAAAUUUGGCAGCUUGCUCUCAACAAUGAUGACUUUGUACCAAAUUCAGUACAGUGGAUUGCUUUGGGGUACUCUUUGGGAUGAGGUUGCUGCGUUGGACUGGUACUUUCCUGCUGCGUUUCUGUCAUACAUUGUUUUUGCCUUGAUGAUCUUGGUGAACACCAUCACCAGCUUCAUUUGCAGCCUUCAAGGCACUGUGAGCAAGAGAGAGCGAGAUCUUUUGAUCGACAAUGAGAUGGAGUACAAUGAACGCCUGGUUCGGCAACUCUACACCAUCUUCCAAGACUUUGACCAAAAUGGCAAUGGUGCAAUCUCUUGGGCCGAAUUCCAAUUGGCUUUGGAAGACGAGCGCAUGCAUGCCUUCCUGGCUGCCUUGGAAUUGGACAUGUCUGAUGCCGUGAAGGUGUUUCAAAUCCUGGCAUCUGACAAGACUGGGGCGAUAGAAGAGUCCGAUUUUCUCUUGGGCUGCUUGCGGCUCCGGGGAGGAGCCACGGCUGUAGAUAUGGUCCGAAUACAGAUGGAGCAAGAAUGGAUUCACAGCGCCCUGUUGCAGAUGAAAGGCUUGAUGCAAAAAAACCGCCAAAGAUCUCGCUGCGGUGCAGUUCACUUUGGCAGCUCAGGAGAGUGUGCGGCCGACCAGUCAUUUCUCGCGGCAGAAGACGUCUGUGGUUGCUGA